Molecule: messenger RNA, 380 nt
Organism: Pomacea canaliculata
Lineage: Eukaryota; Metazoa; Mollusca; Gastropoda; Architaenioglossa; Ampullariidae
Product: trypsin alpha-3-like
Exons: 3
Coding region: 105-338 (77 amino acids)
Biological process (GO): proteolysis
Molecular function (GO): serine-type endopeptidase activity
Source: RefSeq, a predicted model, not a curated record
UGCAAAUAGCAAUUCCCCGUAUCUAAAGAUGGGCAUAGUGUACGUGCUGCGAGACAGAGAAUUGUUCGGAAAUAUAUGGGAGCUACUUCUUCCACGACACAGAGAUGUGUGCCGCCAACACUGUCAGAGGCGAUGACUCCUGUCAGGGUGACAGUGGCGGCCCACUCGUGGCUGAGAGACACGGAGAGCUGCAGUUGAUAGGUAUCACAAGCUUCGGAUGGGGAUGCGGACGGCCACAAUUACCCGGGGUGUAUGCAGAUGUCACAAAGCUGAAGUCAUGGAUCAACUCUAAAAUAAACUCCUGGGCACCUGAGGCACCCGGCACGAUGAGCAGUUGAAUGUAUAUUGCCUGAAAUGUGAUUUCGAUUUUCUUUUACUGG